Messenger RNA from Paramecium octaurelia, 844 nucleotides. The record is from the annotation of a GenBank genome assembly. NCBI's taxonomy places the organism in Eukaryota, Ciliophora, Oligohymenophorea, Peniculida, Parameciidae.
AUGAAGUUCCAGCAUAAUUAAACUUGUAUCUUCCUCCUUAUUUUCAUUUUACAUAAUUAAAUAAUCGGUCAAGUUAUAGUGGAUAUGAAGUAUGGAUAUUGUGAUUGUGAGGAGUUUGAAACUGAUUAUGAAUGCUUAAUUAAUCCUAAAUGCAAAUUUGAAGAUGGGAAAUGCAAACCUCUUUCUUGUGAAAGCAUAAACGAGAGUGAUAGGGUUGGGCUGUGUAUUUUUGCAAAAAAUUAGGGAUGCGUAUUUGAUUACAAGAAGAAAACAUGCAGUGAUUUUAAAGGGUGUUCAUUUUACGAUUUAUAGUCGCACCAUGAGUGCAGUUUCAAUCUUCCUUCUAAUUGUUAUUAUGAUUCAGAACUCAAAAGGUGUGAAGAUUAAUCUUAGCUUCCCAAAGCUACUAUUAUCGUAGUGUUUUCAUGGAAGAGAAGGACUUUGUGUUGUUAAAGAUGGGAAAUGUUAAGAAUUUACUGAAUGUGAAGAUGUAGCUGGGAAUGAUAUAAGAUUUAAAGAAGCAGGGCUAGCAUGCCGCCGCACUUCUGAAGAUUACCCAUGUGUAAAAAUGAUUGGGGGUUGUUAAUAUGCCACAGAAACAACUUGCUUUGAAGCUCGCGUAAGAAUGAACAGCUAUGAAUCCUACCUUUGUAAAGAAAAAACUGUUUUAAAAGUGGACUGCAUCGAUUGGAAUCCAGCUAACGAAAGUUUAGAUACUUGCCUUUUUGAAUCUUUUGGUACACAUCAUUGGAAAAACAAUAAAUGCGAGAAAUGUUAACCAGGUAAACCAAAUUUUAGCAUAGAAUUAGAAAUAGCGAUUAUACUAUUGUCGCUAACAUUUUGA